Melanaphis sacchari is the source of this 2458-nucleotide messenger RNA. Its product is annotated as cilia- and flagella-associated protein 58-like. NCBI's taxonomy places the organism in Eukaryota, Metazoa, Arthropoda, Insecta, Hemiptera, Aphididae. Gene Ontology annotation, cellular component: cytoskeleton. The record is from RefSeq and is a predicted model, not a curated record. Bases 38 to 2458 code for a protein of 806 amino acids. The transcript has 16 exons.
CGACGACAUUAUUGCUCAUUCGUGAAAUACGUGUACAAUGGAAAUCAAUGACUCUAAGAAACCCGAAUUGGAAUACAAAAAUGCUAUUGAGUUUGCUAAGGAUCCGCCUCUCACAGAAGCGCUCGCUCAUCUGUGGGCGGCUGUUCGGAAACUCGGCGAGGAAUCUGUAAAAUGCAUAGAAGAAAAAAAAUCGUUAACGCACGUGAUGGACAAUUACAGACAGUUAAUGCCAGAAAUCAAACAGUCUAUUUUAUUGGAGCAAAACACAGUGGAAAAACUAAAAAAAGAAUUAAACUCUGCACAUCGUAUGUUAGAUGCUUCCAACCUCAGAGAACAAAUAAUUCAAGAAUCCAACGAUAAUUUAUUAGCUCAAAUAAAGACCUUAAAAGCUGAACUAGAUUCGAAAACUAAACAAAUGGAAGAAGAAAGUUUGUUUUCUUCUAUGGGUCAAGGUGAUACAAGCCAAUUAGAGUUGACAAGAUUAAAACGAGAACUGGCUAGAAUAGACGUGGAGAACAAACGUCUAAAUAAUCUCUGUGAAUCGUUGAAAAAAGAAUUAGACGGUGCCGAGUAUAAUGUCAGAGAUCUUGAAGCCGAUUUAGCUGCCCAAAGUAACAAUCUAGUAAAAGAAAUAAAAACAAAAGAAAAAUUAGAGGACCGCAUAAAAACCGACCACGAUCAAAUGGAAAAAAUAAAAACCGAGCUCGGUAUCACUAAGAACAAUUUCAAAAAGGCUGAAUCCAAUAUAGAAAAACUUAACGAGACAUUAAAAGACUUAAAAAUUGCAAAUAACAAUUUAAACACAAAAAAUACGUCAAUUCAAUCCGAACUAACACGUUUGGUUGCUACUCAUGAAACAUCACUCAAAAAACGACAAGAAGUUAUGGAGGAGAUUGACAAAAUUUCUAAGGAAAAGAAAAAUUCUGAAAAUAAUGUAGCUGUUUUAGAACGAAGUUUAAGUACGUCACAAGAAGAUAAUGUUAAACUCAAAAAAAUGUUGGAAUUAACAGAAAGAGAAAAAAAAUUACUAGAAAAAAAUAUGACUAAAGUUAAUGAACAAAUAACUGCAUAUAUCGAAAAAAUGAAUAUAAAAGAAUCAGCAUUUCGGGCUUUAGAACAAGAAUUUAGAAAUGCGCAAAAAUAUAUUGAUAAAUUAAAUCAAGAUAUAAUUACAAUGAAAAAUAAUAAGGAAAAAUUGCACCAAGAAAUAAUAACUUUAAAACAAAAAAUUCACGAAGAUUCGGUGAUAUUAAACCACAAAGAAGUGGAAGUACAAGAAUUAAAAAAAGAAGUAAAUAAUUGGAGUGAUAAAUUUAAAGAGCAAGAUCAUGAUCUACACACUAUAAAAACUGAAAAAAAUCUAUUUUCUAAAAAUCUUGCUGAAGCUAAGGACGAAACGGAAGAGAUAAAAAAUAAAAUAAAAAUGAUUUCACAACAACUCGAACAACAAAAAGAGUACGUCGCGUACAAAGAAAUGCAAUUGACGAAAAACGAUACAGUAUUAAAACAAACUGAAAAGGAACUUCAAAAACGUGAACAAGAGAUCAAUGAGUACGAGACCCGAAUGGAAGAAACGUCGAAUUUAUUAAAGAAGAAAAAUGAGGACGAAAAGUCAAUGAUAAUGACAUUGAAAUUACUGCAGAAAAAAAUAGAAAAACUUCAGAAACAGAAUGAUGAAGGAAACAAAAACAAAAACAAACUCAUAAAUCAAAUGAAUGAACGCAAUGAGGAGCUAUUAAAACAAAAAGAUGCUAAUGACAUAUUAAGAACAACGUUAGGCAAGGGAGAAGUAGAAUAUAAUAAAAGAAUUGACGAUAUAAGAUUGCUCAAAUCGGAAGUAAAAAAUUUGAGCGUUCAAAAAAACUUAUUGAUGAAAAACCUGUCGGAAAUAAAUGACAUAAGAGGCGAAGUACUUAAAUAUGAGCAAAAACUGAACAGAGAACGUUUGAAAUGUCGAGCCCUGGAAGACAUGUUAAUCAAACCCACAAAUGUACACCGAUGGAGAAUAUUAAAAAACACCGAUCCGCCGGCUUACGAGAUGACUGCCAAAGUGAAAAUCCUUCAAAAACGGUUACUCGAACAAUGCACCAGAGUGUUCGACAAGGAUUUGCAAGUCCAAGAGCUGCAGACUAGAUACGAUAAACUAAAAGACGAAUUCAUCAAGCUGCCGGGCAGGGAUAUCUUCAAAGAAAUGAACGAUAUCAAAAGAACUCUAUUAAAAAAAGACGACAAAUUGAAAAGCUUAUCCGGAGAAUUAAUUAUCAGUCAACAGACAACAAAAGAGUGCGUGUUCGAAUUGGAGAGAACGAAAAAAGACUUGAACGAAUUUAAAAAUAAAUAUUACGAACUGAAACGCAUCGUGACCAAAAUCAAACUCAAAAACCAAAACACUACAACACUAACGAAACCAGAUCCAAUUUCCACGAGUUGUAGCAAAUUUUUAGAUAUGACUGUAUGA